GCUGGGCGAUGUGACAGGGCUGCACAUGAAUCAACUCUAGUCGGUUCCCUCGUGCUACUUGUAAUUAAGACGCCUGCACAGUCCGAGUCGUUGAUGGCUAUGCUUCGUCUACGCACCACGUACAUGUACUCGCUGAGCUGAAGUGCUAUGGGGGAGGAUGGCCCUACCGGCAAUGCAACAGAAUGUCUUCCCUGCGCCGGGCUCCCCUGCUGAAGGGAAACGCGACGUUUGGCCCGGUGCCGGUGCAGGUGCAGGCUCAGACACGGCAAAAAGGCGCGCUGAUGAUUCGCGCCGCCUGCGAAGGGUGAAGGACUCGAGGGAGCAGCUCAAGAGGAGGACGAGAGCACGCGGCACCAGCAACGCCACCAUCGACACGACGACGAGCAACUCGACCUCGGCCGGUCGCAGCUACACGGUUGCGAAUGUCCACAACGGCGUCAUAUACCUGAGACCUGUAGCCCGCCCUGGAAACCAGCGAGGUCGUCAACCAGAUCCCUUCGUCUUCCCGCCCCAGACGCCGCCCGACAGCGCAACACUCGACAAACUUCGCCCGCUGAGCAAUGAGUGGGAACAGAGUCUCUACGGCUCGCGAACACCCCAUUCGGAACCUACACCGCCGCUACCGGACCUGAGCGAGGGCAAUGCCUUCCAGCAGCACUCCCAAGCCGAUUCCAACGCUGGACGCCCACUCGCACACGCACGCUCGCAUUCCUUCUCCACCGUGGACGACCACACGGCCGCGACGCUCAGCCACGAACCGGGCACCUUCAAAGUGGUGAUUGAGCGGCCGUCGCAUAUGCGCCCGAAGACGGCAGAUACAUCGUCAUUCCCGCUGCUGCAGGUACCCAUACCGCAUUACCGCUUGGGCACUCCGCGUUUCAGCACACGAGGGACCGCCGACCUGCGCUCCUCAGUCUACACCCGAACCUCAGGCGCCGAAGACUUUGCGAACUCGCUCCUGACCCCACAGCGAGGGGUGCGGCAGUCGUUUCUGUCGUCGCGCCCUCGUUCAGACGCCUACUCGCCCGUCCCCCACCGCUUCCGCGCCACUAUGGACCGCCCGCCAAUGGCCCCCUCCGGUCCCUCUUCAGCGCGUGUCUCCCAUAUGCCUAUUAGCCCCCGACUCUACGAUUCCCUCACCACCAACCCCGACGACCGCGCUGUUGUGCGAUUCAAUGCCGACGGCGACAUCCUCGCAGCCACCCCUUCACGACUCGUUGCACACAUCACCUCUCCCAGCUUCCUGGAUUACGAACUCCUCUCUGACUUCUUCCUUACUUUCCGGGCCUUCCUCUGCACCCGAGACCUCGUCGCAUACCUCAUCUCCCGCCUACGAUGGGCCGUCGACCGCCAAGACGACUUUGGGCGCAUUGUCCGUGUGCGCACCUUCGUAGCCCUCCGCCAUUGGAUCCUGAACUACUUCGUCGACGACUUCAUGCCCUUUUACUCCCUACGGACCAACUUCUGCGACCUCGUCAACAGCCUGUACAACGAUCUCCGGAACCGAGAGGACGGAGGUGGGGGUGACAUUAAGAUUGUCGGGGAACUGAAGAAGUGCUGGAGGCGGACGUGCGCGUUAUACUGGGAGACGGAAGACCACAUUGGCCAGAACUUUGCAGAUGACGAAUUGCUCCCAGGCGGAUACGAUGGAUCGCAAGCGGCAUACGAAGAGCCUCCUCCAGCGAUUCCAUUACCCUCAACUCCUCCACGAGCCAACAUCCGGGACACCAAGGAGACCAUCGGCUCAAAUCCAAGCGACCACUUUGCCAGCCGGCAUAUGGACUGGGCGCAGAGAGCACGACACACGCCUCAAAACUCCAUGAGCUCGCCUUACAUUUCGCAAGAAUACGAGACUGCCCAGAUACCCCUAUCGCCCGCCAGUGAGCAGAGCAUGCACGUCCUAUCCUGUUCAAUACCCAUGCGGCACAAACAUGACCAGGCCGUCGAGCUUCCCCUAUAUCCACACCCAGUACUGGUCACCAACCCAGCUCCCACCGGCACCGCCCGCUUGACAGCUAGUCCGCAACAACCAGCAUCCAUCAAGAACGCCCAUCGCCCAUCGCAUGGUCAUAAGCGCAGUGGCAGCUUUACUGAUGCUCUUCGAGAUAGCAGAGCGCCACUCUCCAUUCCCAAAAACGCACCCGCAGAUUUUGCCAUGUCUGCUGUCACGAACAUGCCCGGCACACUGGUACGUGGAGGACUCUUCCAGCCCAGCUCCCCGUAUUUCGAGAUCAGAGCUCUACGCCCUUCACGGUCUCAGUACCUGCACGACAUCGAAGAUGCAGAAGCGAACGAAUUCCAAAGACCAGGGCACGCCACUUCUCCUGGCAUGAAGAAGAUCUUCGGCAGCGUACGCCGCGCGCUAAGUACCCGGCAGCAAAUGAGUCCAAGCCCUCAACCAGGUAGCGUUGGGCAACAACGGCAGCCGCCAUACGUGCGAGCCUCUAACCCGGGCGCCAUGUCCUCAGUCUCCAUCUCAGGAGGCGUACACAAGCGACGCCCCACUCGACCAAAGCCUCAGAUGCGUAUCGAUGUUCUGGCCGCCGCAGUCGCAGAGAGUUUCAGAGCGGCUGUCCAAGAACAGCUUGAGAGCGAAAGCCAGGAACAAGGUCUCGAGCCCCCCGAUCUAGGUGGAUUCGAGUUUGAGUUUGACAGGCGUGGUACCCCAAAUCAUACCGAGCAGCAGAAAGCACAGGAUCCACGCGUACACAGCGCCAUCACUAGUGGCAGUAAGUCGAUAGUGAUCAUUGACGACACCGGGCCACCACCCUUGCCAGUCAUAUCGGAUACCCUGGCACCCGAUCUCGACAAGGUAGCAAUAAAGUUGGAUAGUCAUCAGCAGGAGGAAGCAAACAACGUUCAUUUGGCAAGUGAGGAUGUUGCUCCAGUACGGCAUUCCGAGCUCUAUGACGACCCAGAACCUCGACCAGCAACAGCAACAGAAGAGCACCGCUAUUCGCGUAUGUCGAUCAAACGACCCACCACCCGACAAACAAGGAGGUCCAUGUCUGCAGGUCCAGAAAGGAUGCAUUCCUUCCGACGCCGGGGGUCGGGCAAGAACUCUCUGGCGCGGGCAGGCUCUCUCCGCCGGCAUGCAUCCUACAAUAGCGUGCUCAGCAGACGUCAAGGCCCCGCGAGUAUUGCGACAUUCCAAACCAUGUCAUCAGACAACGAUCCCUUCUUCCUCGAUCGCCAACCAGCGCCUGAUGCUAGUGGGCCUGGACGUCAGCUUCGUAGACGUCCGGGUGGUGAUCUUCGCGCUGCAGGAAACAUCCACGAUCUCGAAUUUUCGCAGCGCCCACACUCUACCGGCUCAGUCUCUAACCACACGCAUUCGGUCACCAAUUCGGUUAUUCUACGAUCUGAUCGUUUCGUCGAUUCGGAAGCAGAGGUUCAGCCCGUCACAGAAGGGCCAGCCGAGGCUGAGAUUCCAAAGAAACCAAUCUCACUGGUCGACACACACUCUUCGCAGCCCAAUCUAAGACCGUCUUUCGAAGCAGAAGUAGCUAAGCUUGCUGCUCUCCCUGACGACACGGAUGAUGAAGGUGGCGUCGAAUCAGCUCUGAUGAAACUAGAAGGCCGUUACGAGAAGAAGUCGCCUAGCAUUCCUUCCCAACGGACCACUGUUGAGCUAGACUACUAUCGCCCGACUGGCGCUGAUCAACAACGUGCACGAGCUGAUACCUACGAUCAGGGAGGGCGUCCCGAAACCGACGACGUUUUUCAUCGUCCAUUGGCUCCUCCAGAAACAGACGGACAAGAAAUGUACCGCCUAUCCGCUGAGAAUUUCAACCGCCGUGUACCUGCGGUUCAGUCUGUUGGUGAGUCAACCGACUCUUAUUCCUCAAUACCUCUUCUCGACCGGGGCUUGAGCCAGAUUGAAACCCCUCAGCGGGGGCAUACGCUUGAUACGAUGAGGUCCUCCGCCAAACCAUCACCUCUGCAUUUUGCUAGUGUCUCGCCCCAUUCCGAAGGUCCUCCGGGUACAUCUUCGUCGAUGGAAUCCUCUAUUGACUACGUCGUCGAAACAGAGAGCAUGAAGCAGAUACCGCCUGGUGGGACUUUGCCAAGUACCGCCUACCCUCGCGAAUCAUUCUUACUCGACGAAGACGAGGAUCUGAGUGACAGAAGUUCUGGAGGAGGAGCGAGGUCGGGCCGUGAUAGCCACGGCGUGAGGAGUUUCUUCGACGACGAGCCAGCAACACCCGAGGGCGACCCUGACAAUCUCACGCAUCCUAUGCGCCACCCUCCAACACCGCCUCUUACAGGAAACCGGUUGAACGACGAAUUGCCCAGCUCUACAGUCUUCGACCGAGGACUGCCAACACCAGGUCUUACCCCGACAGUCUCUCGCGCGAACCAGCAGCCGUUCACACAGCCUGGACAGCUUGCUGAGUCUCCCGCUGAUCUAGAAGGUCCUCGUCAGAGUGCAGCUCCGACUCGAACUGCACAUUUGCCCUUCAUCUUGGCCCAUGACUCCGAAGUCCUCGCUCAGCAGUUUACCAUUGUUGAAAAGGACGCAUUGGACGAGAUUGACUGGAAAGAACUCAUAGAGUUGCGCUGGAAGCAGUCCUCUCCACAGAUCCGCGACUGGGUGCAAUACCUCCGAACCGAAGAGGCCAGAGGUGUCGACGUCGUCAUCGCGCGAUUCAACCUUGUCGUCAAAUGGGUUGUGUCCGAGGUCCUACUCACGGAGGAUAUCCAUGAGCGUGCGCGAUGCAUCACCAAGUUCAUUCACAUCGCAACGCACGCACGACGAUACCGCAACUACGCUACGAUGUAUCAGAUCGCGAUCGCCUUGAUAUCAAACGAUGUAUCGAGUCUCAAGAAGACGUGGGCUUUGGUUCCCGCAGCCGAGAUGCUGGUCAUGACAGAGUUGGAAGCGCUUGUCCAACCAUUGAAGAACUUCCACAACCUGCGGCUCGAAAUGGAAACAGCAACUGUAGACGACGGUUGCAUUCCCUUCAUCGGUGUUUACACCCGCGACCUCAUCUACAACGCACAGAAGCCCGCCUUCAUCGACGCCCCACCCGCCGACGGCGAACGCCUCGUAAACUUCGACCGCCACCACACCGCCGCCACCAUCGUCAAGAACCUACUCCGCCUCCUCGAAGCCAGCUCUAAAUACACCUUCAACGUCGAACCUCACGUCCUCAGCAAAUGUCUCUGGCUCGCCGCCCUUAGUGACGAGGAAAUCACGAGGCGCAGCCGCCAGUGUGAAUGAUUAGAUACCCCCUCUGCUUUUCUCCCCCACCAUCGUUCUUGACGGCGUUUGAGCGAGCGAGCGAGCGACCUGAAGUGGGCUUUUCAUGCUGGGAGUUUUCCUUGUUCACGUGUUUUCUGUCUCUCCUUGCUAAUACCCAUCUAUUGAGGCGCUAAAUGGUUCUGGCGCAGAUGCAUCAACCCGACACGAUUAUCACGACCCUUAUUACCGUAUCAUAUCAUACCACCGAGCUUUGUUAUUUGUACAGAGCUGAGUUGCCAUAUGGAACUUGUAGUCUAUUGUCUAGUUACUUAGAAUCUAAUCAAGACUCUCACGUGGAGAAUAAUAACGUAAUCGAUCGAAAUG
Molecule: messenger RNA, 5569 nt
Organism: Alternaria rosae
Lineage: Eukaryota; Fungi; Ascomycota; Dothideomycetes; Pleosporales; Pleosporaceae
Exons: 3
Coding region: 158-5224 (1688 amino acids)
Biological process (GO): positive regulation of GTPase activity; Ras protein signal transduction
Cellular component (GO): plasma membrane
Molecular function (GO): guanyl-nucleotide exchange factor activity
Source: RefSeq, a predicted model, not a curated record